CUGGAUACACAAAAAGAAAGUUGGCACUUCUGACUUUGGACGCUUGAAGUGUGAUCGUGAAUUUUGAUUGUAUAGCGUAUUUUGUAUCUUUAAAAGUGAUUAUGACAGUACAAUUAAAUUUUAAGUGCUAACCUAUUUGUGACAAACCUCAUUGUAACUAGUUAGAAUACUGGAUCUUCAGCAUAACAUCCUCAUGACAUUUAUGAACUGCUGCCACAAACUUUUAGCAUCAUAAAAGUGAACAUUUCCUUAACCUCACUUGCUUGCAAGGGGUUUCCUGCCUGUUGUGGUAGGAGAGAACAAAGCUGACACAUUUCAACGAAGUUCUACAGUGGUGUGAAUGGUGAACGUGAUCUGCAACCGCAUUUAGGGCGCCUUAUGUGGAACGCAAUGGACGAGCGAAGACGGACUCACUACAUGCAGUACUCGUAGAGACUACUAGGUACCGCAGUUGAGAGCAACGGAACGAUCUGUCCCGCGACCCUCAAGCACCUGCACUAGCGCACGAGCCGGAACCUCCGCCUCCACAUCCAGCUGCGGUGUCCGCCUCCAGGCUCCAGCUUCCGACUCCAGCACGCCCCCACGACGUCCCCUCUCGACAACGGAUGCCGUCCUCUGGAAGGGGUUGUUGGUAGCAAACAGCAUGAGACACUAGCUGACCUGGGCAGCGGUUAUCGUUACCCGUAGCCGCUAGGGGACACGUCGACAAGAUGUUCGCGGAAGCCACGACGAUGCAGCAGCCGCCGCAGCAGUUCUGCUUGCGCUGGAAUAAUUACCAGAGCAACUUGACCAACGUCUUCGACCAGUUGCUGCAAAGCGAGUCGUUCGUCGACGUGACGCUGGCCUGCGAAGGACACAGCGUCAAGGCGCACAAGAUGGUGUUGUCGGCUUGCAGCCCGUACUUCCAGGCGCUCUUCUUCGACAACCCCUGUCAGCACCCCAUCGUCAUCCUGAAGGACAUCAAGUGGCCCGAACUGAAAGCCGCCGUCGAAUUUAUGUACAAGGGCGAGAUCAACGUGUCGCAAGAGCAGAUAGGACCACUGCUCAAAGUGGCAGAGUCGCUCAAGAUCCGCGGCCUGGCGGACGUGGGCAGCGGCGGAGGCGGUGGCGGCGGAGGUGGCGGCGGGGGCGGAGGCAGUUCUGGAAGCUGCGAACCGGAGGCGAACGGCGCGUCGACGCCACCGCAUCACCACCACCACCAUCACGGUGGCGGCGGAGGCGGCGACGCGCCGGGCGGCGCCGGUUCGGUAUCUCCGUCCUCGACGCCGCAGCCGCCGGCGACGCCGACGUCGCUGGCGCACGCGGCCGCCUGCAAGAAGCCGUGGGACCUGUCCGCCGAAGGCUGCCUGGCGUCCUCGCCGGGGCAGCGCGGCGCGCACCCGCACCCGACGCAGGCCAAGAAGCGGCGGCGGACGUCGGCCGGCGAGCGCAGCUCCGUGUCCAGCCCCGAGGACAGCCCGUCGACGCCGGCGGUGGUGGCGGCCGCCGAGCUCCUAGACGACGUGCCACUCCCCCCGCAGGCGCAGCCGCAGCCGCAGGCGCCGGCCCAGCAGCCUCUGGCGCCGCAGCAGCCGCCCCCGCAGCCGCCGCAGCAGCAGCAGCCGCCGCCCCCCGGCCCCACGCUGGGGCCUGAGCCGGGGCUGCCGCUGCCGCCCCCGCCGCCACCGCCGCAGGCGCAGACCGCUCCGCACCCCGAGGACCUCGAGAUCAAGCCCGGCAUCGCUGAGAUGAUACGCGAGGAGGAGCGGGUAAGUGCGGAUGAUGAUACCGAGGACUCGAAGUACGGAGCGCCGGAGGACUUCGCGAAGCUGCUGGAGUCUUCUCACGCCUGGCUCGGCGCCUCCACGUCGUCCAUUGCCGGAUGGUCACGGUCCGGUGGACAGUACUCAGCAGACAGCUACCAGUACCAGCUGCAGUCGAUGUGGCAGAAGUGCUGGAACACGAACCAGAGCCUGGUGCACAACCUGCGCUUCCGCGAGCGCGGGCCGCUAAAGUCGUGGCGACCCGAGACCAUGGCCGAGGCCAUCUUCUCCGUGCUGCGCGAGGGCCUGUCGCUGUCGCAGGCGGCGCGCAAGUAUGACAUCCCCUACCCGACGUUCGUGCUCUACGCCAACCGCGUGCACAACAUGCUCGGACCUUCCACCGACGGCGGAGCAGAUUUGCGCCCUAAAGGAAGGGGCCGCCCGCAGCGCAUACUGCUUGGAUCCUGGCCAGAGGAACAUAUUCAUGGCGUCAUACGGGCUGUUGUCUUCCGUGACACGCAGCACAUCAAAGAUGACUCGCACCUUGCGUACCCUCGCCUGGCAUCUCACACACAGGCAAGAAGGAGCCCUCUGCCAACAAAUCUUGUGUCACGCUAUGUUUCGUCACCCCUUGCUGUUGGUGGCUUCUCCCAGCACAUAAAAGAGGACCCAGAUUUAACCUAUUCACACUUAGCACAGCAAAUGCAGGAGACCCUACAAGGCUAUGGUACCGGUACAGAAAGUGGUCCAUCUUGCACAAAUGGGCCAGAAACAACUAUGUCACCCGGUGUAGCAGCGGCCGCAGCUGUGGCCGUGAUGGCGCAAGGCCUGCGGCAACAGAUGUGCUCUGUCGGAGCGACAGAUGCCACUGUCGCCGGCCUGGCAGGGAGCCUGGGGCUGUGUCUCCCUCCUCCACACACCCACUCACACCCGGCCACUUCCAAUGGAGGAGCCAGUCCAGCAGUCUCUGGUUCACCUAGCCCACCUGCUGUUCCGUCUCCACUUGCUUCUGUCGGCUUGGGUGGUGGAAUGCCAUACAAGCCACCACCAAGUUUUGCUUCCCCACGUCCUGAGACCCUCUUCCAGGAGGACAUUGAAGAGAUAGUGAAGAGUCCCAAUGUUGGCAGCUCUCCACAGAAUCUUGUCAAAGAAACAAAGGAAUCUACUCCAGUGCCUGUCAAGCUUGAAUCUUCAGUGGAGGCACAAGAUGAGUGAAGCUCUAUCAAAUUUUUGGACUUGUGGUACCACUGUGUAGAAGGGUAGAUCUAGUAAAACAUCUAGAUUACUGUGUGUAUUACAGUUAAAGUUUUUUAAAAGUAUAAGACCGUUUUCUAGCCAAAAAUGGUGAGGUCCAUCAAAGACUAUUGUGGUAGCUAUAGAAUAUGGUGACAAAGAAAACACAAACCUUCCAAAAAGUAUUUAUAGAAUAUUUAAUUUUCAGAGUCCUGGUUUAUGGAUUAAAGUAGAACAACAAUUUGAGUAAUAUAUCUGUAGUAGAAAUGUUAUAUAUGACAUUAGUUCCCCACCCAACAGUACUUGAUAAGCAUUUCAUAUCAUUUCACACUAUUGUAUUGGAACAAUUUUAUGUUUUUAAGGGUGUUAAAUAAAUGAAUAAAGCUGUAUCUGUUUAAAAUAUGGAUCAUUGUUUUGUUAGCACUUGACCAGCAGUUAGAUUGGCAGUCAGCUCGCGUGAUGGGUGUAAUAUUUCCUUCUCACAAGUACAUACUGAUGCAAUAGUACAGUUAUGUAGUUACAGGUGUAAUCAUUGAAAUAAUAUAAUAUUACUUUCACAUAUAUAUCACGUAGUGCUGAAAUCCUUAAGUGUCUGUUUAGGAUAAGUAACAAUAGCUUGACAAAUGCACCCAAUCACGCGGGGAUUGCUUCUGUAAUCCCACUUUCUCCUUCAGCACAAAAAAAAAAACUGAGAGGCUUCCAUUGUUUCCAGUACAAACGCAACACAGUGUCAGAAGAUCCCUUCACAUUUAUAGUGUACAGACCAAUCAAUGUUAUGUUCAUAUUUCUCUCGUUUAGAAAAAUACCAAAGUUAUAAUGAUUGUUAUGUGUACCAAGUGAUUAUCUCAUGAUAUUUUGUAUCAUUAUUACGUAUGAAAUCACUGUGGCCAAACAUUGCUUACAGUUACACACUUUAUCUUGUUUUUGUUUAAUGUCAUAUACAGAACCCUAAUAAACAAAAAGAAUUAUUUAUUAAUUAUUCAUGUAACAUUAGUUUAUAUAUUUUUAAUCAGAGUAAGUGUAGAUAGAGAACUGAAUAAAGUGUUUUGCCAACAUAUAUUACAGGGAAAUGAAAAUUGCGGUUGUUGUUGGAGGUUUAUUAUCAAGAAUCUAUUACAAAAUGUUCUCACAAAGUGAGCUAACAAGAUCUUAAUUAUGACUUCAAGAAAGGAUUGAUAUAUAAAUAUAUAUAGCAUAUAGACCUGUUUAUAUUUUGUGAAUAUAGGAAGAGUGACAGUGAUAAAAGAGUGUAUAUUAUCACCGCAACAAGUGUCGGUGUCUGUUUAGUGUUUGUAUCCUCAAUGUGUGUAUGUUGUGUGUGGGACAUCCCCACUUAAUCUGAACAAUCUGCAUUGUGCAUCAUGUUAUUAUUGUCUUAAUUUUGUCCUUCCUUGUAAAUGCCAGUAUAGCCUAGUCAGGUGUAGAUUAAAAUGUAUCACAAACACACAAACAAACAAAAAAAUACCAAUACAUACUUAUUUUUGUGAUUUGUUUGUUUAUUGAAGAAAGAUAUGUACAAAAUUUAUAUUGAUAGUAAAAGUAGAAAAUUAUUUGGAAAUGCCUUCCUGCCAUUGGGGUAUGCCAAGAUUGAAAUAAUAAAAUUGU
This is a messenger RNA of Schistocerca gregaria, 4580 nucleotides long. RefSeq names its product protein bric-a-brac 1-like. Gene Ontology annotation, molecular function: protein binding; DNA binding. Lineage: Eukaryota; Metazoa; Arthropoda; Insecta; Orthoptera; Acrididae. The record is from RefSeq and is a predicted model, not a curated record. The transcript is spliced from 17 exons. Gene Ontology annotation, cellular component: nucleus. Gene Ontology annotation, biological process: regulation of transcription by RNA polymerase II. Bases 711 to 2957 code for a protein of 748 amino acids.